Messenger RNA from Penicillium brevicompactum, 870 nucleotides. RefSeq names its product fumarylacetoacetate hydrolase family protein. NCBI's taxonomy places the organism in Eukaryota, Fungi, Ascomycota, Eurotiomycetes, Eurotiales, Aspergillaceae. The coding region runs from base 1 to 870 and encodes 289 amino acids. The record is from RefSeq and is a predicted model, not a curated record. The transcript has 3 exons. Gene Ontology annotation, molecular function: catalytic activity.
AUGUCGACUUUUACAAACCUAGUUCGCUUCCUGGCCAAGGAUGGUCAGAUCUACUAUGGCGAUGCCAUUCUCCCAUCGGGAGAGACCAACAUUGCCAAAGCGACCAAAGCUCGGGUCAUCCAGGGUGAGAUCUUCGGACAGCACCGGGUCACCGAGCAGGUGGCAGAGGUGAAGCUGUUCCUCGCGCCACUGUCUCGCAAAGAUAUUGGAACCGUUCGCUGCUUGGGCUUGAACUAUGAGCAACAUGCCAAGGAGUCAAACCUGCCUAUCCCCAAGUACCCAGUGUUGUUUUACAAGCCUGUCACUUCAAUCUCUGGUCCUACGGAUGACAUACCUGUUCCCCAGAUUGCUCAAGAAGGAGAGGGCCUGGAUUAUGAAUGUGAACUGGUGAUCGUCAUCGGCAAAGAGGCUAAUGAAGUUCCUGAGCACAAGGCUCUGGAGUAUGUUCUGGGCUAUGCCGUCGGCAACGACGUUUCCCACCGCGAUUGGCAGAUCAAGCGGGGCGGAGGCCAAUGGGGACUGGGUAAGGGCUUUGACGGAUGGGCGCCAUUUGGCCCUGGAAUUGUUUCUUCCAGUGUGAUCAAGGACCCCAAUGCUCUGCACAUCUCGACCAAGUUGAACGGAAAGACGGUCCAAUCUUCUUCCACCAAGGAUAUGAUCUUCCAUGUGGCCAAGACGGUAUCAUUCCUGUCCCAGGGCACAACACUCCAGCCGGGAGAUCUGAUCUUUACCGGAACACCCCAAGGCGUGGGCAUGGGCCGCAAGCCAGCUUUGUGGCUGAAGGAUGGCGAUGAAGUCGAAGUAUCGCUUGAGGGUGUAGGAUCAUGCAUCAACCGGGUGGUGUUUGACAAGCCCAGCUCUAAGCUUUGA